AUGGCAAUGGCAAUGGCAAUGGCAAUGGCAGGGUUGCUGGGGUGGGUGAAUGGUUUCAGGUUACACGAAUUGUUGUUUGUGCCAGCUGCGCGGGGGAAAUGUAGGUUGUCUCUUGUUGCAUUGCAGGAUGGAUGGGAGAGCCUCUGGGUGUCUCUGCUAGUGUCUAGCGUUGCUGGCUAUGGUCUAUUCAGGGAUGCCCAUGCCCAUGCUGGAUUGCUAGGUGGUGUAGUUCUGUCGGUACAUGGUAUCUGCGUCUUUGCUGUCACUGGGUUUAAGGUUUAA
Miscanthus lutarioriparius is the source of this 282-nucleotide messenger RNA. NCBI's taxonomy places the organism in Eukaryota, Viridiplantae, Streptophyta, Magnoliopsida, Poales, Poaceae. The record is from the annotation of a GenBank genome assembly.